GCCAAUAAUGCUGUGGACUCCGCGCUUCCUGUUUGGGCCUUGCCCCCAGACCUGGUGGGCUUGGAGCUCAGCAUGACUCUGCCUUUCAUUAAGAAAGGUGAAUAGAAGAGGAGGAGGCAGCAAUGACUUCUGUGUUUCUGAAGGCCAAGUGCCAGAAACAACUGACGUUCCAGGAUGUGGCUGUCGACUUUACCCAGGAGGAGUGGGAGCACCUGGACCCAGCUCAGAGGGCCCUGUACAGGGAUGUGAUGCUGGAGAACUAUAGGAACCUGGUCUUACUUGGGCUCCUUGUUUUUCAACCAGAUGUGAUCCACCAGUUGGAGAACGGUGAAGUACUAUGGAUACCAGAGGGAGAGGUCUCAAGAAGCCCUUGUUCAGAUUCUCUCAUUCAAGAGAUGUGGCAUGAAACGGAGUCAGUUCCAAUACAGGGCAUUUCUAUGGGAGAACCAUCCAAGGAAGGAUUUGCAAAGGAUAAUCCUAGGGAUUGCAAAUUGACAGGAUACUGGGAAUAUGAUAUCAGGUUACAAAGGCAGAAGGAAAACAAGGCAAAAAAAUCCAGAAAAAUGACCAUCAGUCACGGUGGUAAUAGACUUGAGAGAAAUUCCAGUCUCAGUUUAAACCUUCCACAACAGAGAAUUUCUAAAGGAAAAAGCAUUUCUAAACAUGGUGUCCAUGGGAAGAACUCAAAGAAGUUUUCCAAUCUCCUUAAGUGUUAUAAGACCUCCUCAAAUAAAAACUAUUGUAGAUAUAAUACAUGCAGGAAGUCCUUCAGUUACCAUUCAGACCUUGGUCAGUAUCAUCGACCAGUCUUUGGAGAAAAACUACAUGGGAAAUUCUUCCAGAAAACCUCACUUUGGAAGCAUGACAAUAUCCUUUCUCAAGAGAAAUCUUUUGUAUGCAGUGAUUGUGGGAAGGCCUUCAUAGAGAAAGAAAGGCUUACAGAACAUAAGAAAAUUCACACAGGAGAGAAAAACUUUGAAUGUAAUGAGUGUGGGAAGACCUUCUGUUACCCAUCAAAACUUACCCUACACAAGAGGAUUCAUACUGGAGAGAAACCUUUUAAGUGUAAUGAAUGUGGGAAAUCCUUCAUAGACAAAGGAAGACUUAAUGCACAUAAAAAAAUUCACACAAGAGAGAAACCCUUUGAAUGUAAUGAGUGUGGGAAGGCUUUCUGUUACCGAUCAAGUCUUAUCGGACACAAGAGAAUUCACACUGGAGAGAAACCCUUUGAAUGUAAUGAGUGUAGAAAGGCCUUCUGCUACCCAUCAAGUCUUACUCUCCACAAGAGAAUUCACACUAGAGAGAAACUCUUUGAAUGUAAUGAGUGUGGGAAAGCUUUCUGUUAUCCAUCAAAGCUUAUUUUCCAUAAGAGAAUUCAUACUGGAGAGAAACCCUUUGAAUGUAAUGAAUGUGGGAAAGCCUUUAUAGAUAAAGGAAGACUUACUAAACAUAAAAAAAUUCACAUAGGAGAAAAACCCUUUGAAUGUAAUGAGUGUGGGAAGGCUUUCUCCUACCCAUCAAAACUUACUCUCCAUAUGAGAAUUCACACUGGAGAGAAACCCUUUGAAUGCAAUGAGUGUGGGAAGGCCUUCAAUUGCAAAGCAAGUCUUACUAAACAUAAGUUAAUUCAUACUGGAGAGAAGCCCUUUGAAUGUAAUGAGUGUGGGAGAAACUUCAGGCAAAGCUCAGCACUUAGGAAGCAUCAGAAACUUCAUACUGGAGUUACUCUACAUAAGAUGUUUCAUCCUGGAGAGAAGCCCUUUCAGUGUAAUGCGUGUGAGAAGGCCUUCAAACACAAAGCAAAUCUUAUUGAACACAAGUUAGUUCACACUGGAGAGAAACCCUUUGAAUGUAAUGAAUGUGGAAGAGGCUUUCGGAGACGUUCAUUACUUAGGAGGCAUCAGAGACUUCAUACUAAAGAAACUAUAUUACAUUAGUGAGUGUAGGAAAGCAAUGGCAACUUCACACAUCAGGGAAACCCUUUGAAUGUAAUGACUCUGGGAAGGCCUGUAGCACCAGUUACUUCCCUGCAAUGAAUUUGCAAUGGAGAGUAACCUCUUCAAUGCAAUAAAUGUGGGAAAGCUAUCUGCAGUGCUAAUUUCUGGCCACCUAUUGCCAUGCUGCUGCCCCCACUCCACCCUCCGCUUUGGUCUGUUCCUCCAGCCUGUGCUCCUGAUUUGUGAGAAUUCACCUCAUCCAGCUCCACUUAGAUCCAGCACCACACUGUUCUCUGGGCAUCUUCUGCCAAGCCUUUGACUCUUCUCUUCCCUUUUCCUUUCCAUCUCUAAGUCUGAAUAUUCAUUAGUUGCACACAACUGUUCCUGAAAAGGACAAGCGACUUCCUAGAUCACAACACCCCUCCCUGGUUGUUGUUCCCCUGUAUAUGUUGUCUUUCACGAGAAUGUAAGCUCCUGGAGGGCAGGCUGUCUUGCUUUUUGCACCUGUAUCGCUAGCACUUAGCAUAGAACAUGACACAUUGGAAACACCUUAGAAGCACAUGGUCAUUCACUCCUUCCUUUAGGAGUCACAGAAAACAUCAUACCAACAGAAACAGCACCAAGGGAAUGAAUUAUAGGAGAGGCUUUAGCCACAAUCCAUCCUUUAGGAAUCAGGAAAAAACAAACUAGUGAGGAACAGUGUCAAUAAAUGAAUGUGGGAAAACUUUUUAGCAACAACUUAUGCCUUCUGAGCCAUUAGAGGACUGAUGUUGGAGAAAUCAUAUGAACAUAAUAAAUUUGGCAUGGCUUUGAGUAAUCUUUCCUUAAGGGGGCCAUCAAGGGAUAUUACAAAAUGGGAAUUGAAAGGAACCUGAGGGGCCCUCUUAUCCAAUCUAUGCCUGAAUAGGAAUCCUACUAUAAAUACAUGAAAUGUGCCUGAAAACCUGUAGUGAGGUAACUUAUUCACCAGGAGCUUAUUUUGGCAUGUGGUGUAAGGGAUUGGUCAAAAACUAAUUUUUGCCAAACUACUUUCUGGUAGAAGGCCACAUUUUUUUUAAUGGAAGGAGAGGUUCCUUUCUGAUUUAUGGUUUAGGGGUAAAGUCAUAAUAAAAUACGGGCCAGGGGGGCAACUAGGUGGUACAGUGGAU
This is a messenger RNA of Dromiciops gliroides (monito del monte), 3085 nucleotides long. RefSeq names its product zinc finger protein 2 homolog. The record is from RefSeq and is a predicted model, not a curated record. Lineage: Eukaryota; Metazoa; Chordata; Mammalia; Microbiotheria; Microbiotheriidae. The coding region runs from base 123 to 1937 and encodes 604 amino acids. Gene Ontology annotation, biological process: regulation of DNA-templated transcription. The transcript is spliced from 5 exons.